CUCUAACAUAGCAUACACUACACACUUACUCGAUCAGAAAUUCAACUAGUGUAAUUCUUUAGAGAAAGGACAUGCUGUGAGACAACACGGUAGGGAGUCUGUGUGGCGGCCAUCAGCUCUACAAUGUCAAACAUUUAUACAAUAAGGUAGGCUGUGCAUGCUCUACUACUCUACUCAUUCUGUUGUUGAUUUAUGUGAAUGUUGCUUUACUUGGCUCAAGUUGCUGCAUUGAUUGUACAUCAUCAGCCAGUUCAGUAUGUAGGAUAAUGAUCCAACAUAAAGUAUUAUUUGAAAUGUAUCAAAACCAUUCUAAAAGCUUGACUUAUUCCAGGCCUGAUUUAGCAACAGGUGUCCUUUUAACUGUAUCUGCUCACAAUCACAUGUGUUCCUAUGUUUCUCUAGAGCUAUUCUCUGUGGUCAGUGGUCAUCCAGUGAAAGACUAGAUGGCAAAACAGUUAUCAUUACUGGAGCCAAUGCUGGCAUUGGCAAAGAGACAGCACUGGACCUGGCAAAGAGAGGUAGGCUACAUUUCUUAUUCAGUUAUCAGUUAUUUUGUACACUGUAAGUACACUUGCACCACCAUGUUAUUAUACAGUACAUGUACUACCAUGUUGUGGUCAAAGGAUGGGUAGAAUGAUGCAUGUUUGUUGACAUAUACUGUACAUACUUGACAUAUACUCUGACAUUUUUCUAUAAUCAUCAGGGGGCAGGAUAAUCUUGGCCUGCAGAGACUUGGACAGAGCUGAGGCGGCACAGAGAGAGAUCAUUGAGAACUCUGGAAACCUCAACAUUGUGACCAGAAAGAUGGAUUUGUCCGACACAAAGUCCAUUAGAGAAUUUGCAGAGUUAAUCAACAGGGGUUAGUAGAGACUUGUCACUCGUCCCAUCUCUUUAUAAUCUCAAAAUGUGAGGUCUUUGUCUAAUGUAGGAAUACGAUAUAGAAUAGAAUACAAAACACAAUCAGUCUUAACUUCAGUGAUUACUUUUUUUAUUUGGAAAUAUUCUUUCAGAGGAGAAACAAGUGAACAUUCUUAUCAACAAUGCUGGGAUCAUGAUGUGUCCAUACUCUAAGACCGCAGAUGGCUUUGAGAUGCAGUUUGGAGUGAACCAUUUGGGUGAGACAGAGCAACUUAACACAAAUAAAGAGAUACAAAAAGGCUAUAGGGUGAAAUGAUAUAUUAUCUUGACCUAUGAAAAUACUAGGCAGUAAUAAAAAAGUAAUCUACUGUAGAGUAACAUGUUAGAAUAUCAUGUCUUUCAGGUCACUUUCUGCUCACCUUCCUGCUGAUUGAUCUGAUAAAGAGAUCCAGACCAGCCAGAAUCAUCAACCUGUCCUCCAUGGCUCACAAAUGGGGUAGGAUCCAGCUAGAGGACAUCAACAGUGAGAGGAGCUACCACUCCAGAAGAGCAUAUGGACAGAGCAAAUUAGCCAACAUCCUGAGUACACGGUCCCUGGCCAAGAGACUAAAGGGUUUGUGUUACAAUUAUUUUUCUCCCAUAUUGGUGUUGACAUUAUCAGUGGGCCUGGGCAAGCAAAACGAACUGCAUUGAGAACACUGCGGUUUAUGAUAGAAGCUUUGCAUCAUUGGCUAGCUUUGCAUCAUAGAAGUUUUGCAUCAUUGGCUAGCUUAAAGAUAAUACUUUUCUUAGAAUGCCUUAUCUUGUUCACUAAUAAACUUUCUAGCACUGCUGUUUUUUUCAAACAUGCAAGAAUUGCCUUUUUAUGAGAUUGUCGAGCCAUUCCCCUAAAUCUUGUUAUUUUGUGCUUAUUCAGUAAGAUAAAAGGUAAUAUGUGAUGCCUGCACUAUUUAGAAGAGGUUUGAUUCUCUACAUCCAUUUUUCCUUUGUUAGACACUGGAGUGACAGUUUAUGCAGUCCACCCAGGAAUAGUGAGGACUGAGCUGAAGAGACACAUGAAUUUAGCCCUGCUGAUAUCCUGGAAAAUUGUCAGACCUUUCACCAAAACGAUUGUACAAGGUGCCCAGACCUCGAUAUACUGUGCUGUGGAGCCAGAGCUGGAGACAGAGAGCGGUGGAUAUUACAGGUGAAUUCACACAAUGAAAUGCAUUGGUUUUUAGACCACAGUGACAUUUUAGAUAAAUCAUAGGUUCACAUAAGAUAUUUAGUAUAUGAUACACAUAUUAUUUGUUACUGAAUUGUAUUUGCAUUGUUCACAGUGACUGUAAACCCUCCAGCUGUACCAGGGCUGCCAGGGAUGACGAGGUGGCUCAGAAACUAUGGGAACUCAGCUGCCAAAUGCUUGGGAUAACAUGGGACUGAACAUCAUCCUUGAAUAUCAUCAUAGAUAGGCUAGAAUACACAGUGCUUGACUUGGAAUGAAAUCGGUCCAUUAGACUAUGUUCACAGAAAUGCCCAAAUGGCAUUAGCCUAUGCUAUUGAGACCUGAUUAUUCAGUGUUAAGGGUUCAUACACAGUUUGACAGAUAGAAUUUCAUGACUUUUCCAUGACAUUUAACCACAUUUCCAUGACCAAUAAUUGGUGG
Molecule: messenger RNA, 2503 nt
Organism: Coregonus sp. 'balchen'
Lineage: Eukaryota; Metazoa; Chordata; Actinopteri; Salmoniformes; Salmonidae
Source: the annotation of a GenBank genome assembly